CUCGUGUUGUGGAGAAUGAUCGUCGUAUUUGGCGUCGAGAAAAUUCUGCCUGUGGUGCUGGCUGGUGGUGGUGGUGGCAAUCCCCAUCGCAUGAAAAUUCUCCGUCCUAGUGCCAGGGGCACUAUUGUAGGCACCAACGAUCUUGGCUGCUACAUGGCUCCAGUUUCUCACCGUUGAUCGACCCCCUUCAAAGAUCAGGGUUGGGUGAUUGUUAUCGACUGCACUAUCUGGACGCUGUGGAAUGGUCGGCCCACGAGGCGGAGUCCGGCUGGCGAGCCAACCGAAAGGGGGGAAUUGGGGUGAGAGCGCGGGAGGAUAAAGAAGCUUCCAAAGGUUCGAAGCACGGUUUCCCAUUCGAGGAAUUAAUCUAAGGAGGUGGAGCCGGAUCUCCAGGAGGAAGUGACACAGUCAGACACGGCCCUGGAUCCAUGGUUACGGAUUGG
This is a messenger RNA of Aspergillus ibericus CBS 121593, 443 nucleotides long. RefSeq lists its product as uncharacterized. Bases 16 to 177 code for a protein of 53 amino acids. The transcript has a single exon. The record is from RefSeq and is a predicted model, not a curated record. NCBI's taxonomy places the organism in Eukaryota, Fungi, Ascomycota, Eurotiomycetes, Eurotiales, Aspergillaceae.